Molecule: messenger RNA, 765 nt
Organism: Alligator sinensis (Chinese alligator)
Lineage: Eukaryota; Metazoa; Chordata; Crocodylia; Alligatoridae
Gene: TLE5
Product: amino-terminal enhancer of split
Exons: 6
Coding region: 135-560 (141 amino acids)
Biological process (GO): regulation of DNA-templated transcription; negative regulation of canonical Wnt signaling pathway
Cellular component (GO): nucleus; transcription regulator complex
Molecular function (GO): protein binding; transcription corepressor activity
Source: RefSeq, a predicted model, not a curated record
CUCAGCUGCAGCAGCAGCUGAAGUUCACGACGUCCGACUCCUGCGACCGGAUCAAGGAUGAGUUCCAGCUCCUGCAGGCGCAGUAUCACAGCUUGAAGCUGGAAUGCGAUAAGCUGGCCAGCGAGAAAUCGGAGAUGCAGCGUCACUACGUCAUGUACUACGAGAUGUCCUACGGGCUCAACAUCGAGAUGCACAAACAGGCUGAAAUCGUCAAGCGGUUAAAUGGGAUUUGUGCUCAAGUCCUGCCCUACCUUUCCCAAGAGCACCAGCAGCAGGUCCUGGGAGCCAUUGAGCGGGCCAAGCAGGUGACGGCGCCGGAGCUCAACUCCAUCAUCCGCCAGCAGCUCCAAGCUCACCAGCUGUCGCAGCUCCAGGCCCUGGCACUGCCCCUGACUCCGCUGCCCGUGGGGCUGCAGCCCCCGUCCCUGCCAGCCGUCAGCGCUGGCACUGGGCUCCUCUCACUCUCGGCCCUGGGCUCUCAGGCUCACCUCUCCAAGGAGGACAAGAACGGCCACGAUGGGGACGCCCACCAGGACGACGACGGGGACAAGUCGGAUUAGAGGGAGGGGGGCGGGGGCAGGCGGGGGCGUUCAGUCAAAGAUGCAGUAUCCCCCUGGGCAGCGGGCAGCAGAACUGCCAUAGUCUCGCAGGGUGGCAGCUCCCCGGGCAUCACGCCCCCCCCCUUCCCCUCCCGCCCCAUGCCCAUGGUCUGCGGGGGACGGCCAGCAAAGGCCUCUCGCGACCCCAGCUUGGCAACUCAGCAGC